AUGUUAGGCAAUCUUAAAGAAUUUAUUUCUGUUGUACAAGAUGGUUUGAGUUCAAGUAAUAACCUACGACAGACGUUACAAGAAGUACAGAAGGUGACAAAUAUUUUCAAAGACAAGCAAAAAGUUUCAAAUCAAAAAGUAAACUUUGGAGCUGGAGGUGCCUUAUUAGAAAAGUAUCAAGAAUCGUGGGCUGAUCUACACGAAAAUGCGGAUAAAAAUGCGAAAGUAGCCGAGGAGGUAGAUAUACUGAUACUACAAUUGCAUGAAGUUGCUAAAAAACGUCUUAAAACUGCGACAGUUUUGGCUAAUAAUUUAGGUCAUUUACCAAAUCUAACAGCCAGCGUUGCGCAAUGUAUGGACAGUUUGAGAAAUGUACAAAUAUUGCUAAGGGAAGUUGAGGAGCAACUGGUGGAAUUGGAAGACUUAGUUGAGAGAAACAAUAUGGAGAAGUGGAAGCUAGAUCAUCACUACGAGCUGAGUCUUUACAAGAAAAAGAAAAUGAGUGAGUUAGAAGAAAGAAGAAUUAAAUUAGCAAAAGAGAAUGAGGCAUUGAAUAAUAAACGGGAGCAACAACAACUUGAAGAGCUGCAAUUGAAGAGAGAAACUAGUGCUGCUGCUUUUCAGAGUGAUGUAGCCAGAUAUCUAAGUAGUGGUAGCUUGCCACCAGGUCCCAGUCCUCUUGCGCUAGCUACUGCCUUAGAACAAAUUGAAUUAGAAGAUGAUAAUACUGAUCUAGAAAAGUUCCUUGAAGAAAGUUGA
Messenger RNA from Leptosia nina, 759 nucleotides. The record is from the annotation of a GenBank genome assembly. Lineage: Eukaryota; Metazoa; Arthropoda; Insecta; Lepidoptera; Pieridae.